UUUCGGUUUUUGGCAUGCUCGCUGUAAGUUGUCCACUUGCUGAUCAUGUUUUGGCCAAAGAAACAAUAUCGAAGCUCUGUUAGCCUCUGCCUCCCUCUGCUGCUCUGUCUGCUGCACAAUACUCAAAAUGCAUCCACCUUUAUAGUGCCAUCACAACUGCCGACCUUGUUGUCAUUAGUGUUCUCCAAUAUACCACCGAUUAAAAAGGGAACUGAUUCACGUCUGGGCUUUGGUUUUCGUCUGGGAGAUAAUGCGGAUUUCCAAAUGCUUGUGGAGUUGGGGCCGCAGAAGGAAACACGUCCCAUUGGUGAUCCCAGCAAAGACGAUCAAUCCUUCAAUAAGCGUCAGGUGAGCGCAGAUGAUAAGAGGGCACUGCUGCGUCAACAAUUUCGACAACAACUACAACAGGAGGCUGAAAUGUUAAUGACCUCGACAGAACGUAAUGCAGCCACUUGGCUGGAGAGUUGGUCUAAUGGCAUGAAACCUCAAAAAACGAAAACUAAAUCCGUCAAAGUAAAUCCACAGCCAAGUUUGCAAGGGCAACCAACAUCCAUAGAACAGUUGCAAUUGCUUUACAAAUUGGCCACAACAUCAACUUCGUCAUCCACAACGACCUCAACCACACCAGCUCCGAGUCCUGACCCGGCAUUUGGUUUGAAAUUGGGUGGCUCCAGUGGGUUCAAACUGCCCCCACCUGCUCUCCUUCAGGACACGAACACAUUGAGUCAGGGCAGUGGUACGGCGAAAUCAAGAGCAGAGAUCACCAAGGAACUAAUGGAUGUUAGUUUGGAAACCGAAUCUUAGGUUGUGAAAUGUGUGCAGUCCUCAUUUAAUUGGUAGUUGCUUUGUAAAUAUAUUCAAAUUUUUGUACUAAUAAAUAGGAGUGAUUUUUAUAUUAA
Drosophila willistoni is the source of this 899-nucleotide messenger RNA. RefSeq lists its product as uncharacterized. Bases 46 to 804 code for a protein of 252 amino acids. The transcript is spliced from 3 exons. Lineage: Eukaryota; Metazoa; Arthropoda; Insecta; Diptera; Drosophilidae. The record is from RefSeq and is a predicted model, not a curated record.